GUCACGUCAAAUUUGAGCUUAUAAUCUUACUGUGUUACCCUAGGUUCUUUUUGAUCGGAAAUUUUAAGUACCAACUACAACUUUCUAACCGAAAUGGCUACCUCUCUAGCAAUCCUACUGCCAAUUUUAUUCUUUGUUCUGGUACCCAGCGUGAUUCAAGGACAAAGCGAUCACACACUUCAAUUGUACGAUGGGCCACUAAAUAGCCCCGGAUCAUGGACAAGUAUCAAUAAUUACGUCGGAAAUCUUCAAACCUACGGUUUCAAUGACCUGGCGUCCUCUAUGUGUGUUAUUCGGGGCAUAUGGCUCUUUUAUGAAAACCCAAGUUACAACACAGCUUUUUUGGGAUUAUCGGCAUUUUAUUGGGGAGAAAACUUCUGCGAGGAUCUACCGACUGGUUUGAAUAAUCAGGUAUCAUCGGUUCGCUACGGGGGAUCACCUUACGGCUUCCAAGACGAUUAUGUAAACAUCUAUCAAGUUGAAUGGUUUCAAUCCUAUGAAUCAUUUACCGCCACUGAUUCACUGGACUUAAGUCCAUAUUACGGUGGUUCCCUGAUCGUUACGGGGAGAAGCUAUUGGACCCUUUACGAUUCUCCAAACUACCAAGGCUACAGCGUCUGCGUUUCACCAGCCGAUAUUACUUAUGCUUACCCUGGAUUUUACACGCAGCCUGCUGAAUUUGGUUUCAGUGGUAGAGUGAUUCGCAGUGCACGCAGAGGCUGUUGGACCGAAAAGAUUUUCCGACCAACGUUUUCUGCUAAGCCUGGGCAAUUAUAUCGUCGAAAUUGAAAAAUCGCGUUUCCGUUAACCUCGUUUCGACUGCUUUUGAAACUCCCAGAAUGGAUGGUUAUUUAGAAAAAAUUUUCGACAUUGACCAUUCGUUCGUCUUAUGCAUCUAUGGUAAUGGUAAUAGAAGUAUUCGCAAGAAAUUAAUCCACUAGAAACGUCUUGUGUCCAGAUGGUGUUACUAAUUUGAAACCACAUCUUGCACUUGCUAAUAAACUCGUUCACUUGCACCAAA
Messenger RNA from Daphnia carinata, 1021 nucleotides. RefSeq lists its product as uncharacterized. The record is from RefSeq and is a predicted model, not a curated record. NCBI's taxonomy places the organism in Eukaryota, Metazoa, Arthropoda, Branchiopoda, Diplostraca, Daphniidae. The transcript is spliced from 7 exons. Bases 94 to 789 code for a protein of 231 amino acids.